Molecule: messenger RNA, 960 nt
Organism: Lycium ferocissimum
Lineage: Eukaryota; Viridiplantae; Streptophyta; Magnoliopsida; Solanales; Solanaceae
Exons: 5
Coding region: 359-790 (143 amino acids)
Source: RefSeq, a predicted model, not a curated record
CCUUGAUUAGUUGCACAUUUAUUUAAUAGUGAAAGUGUACUGAUGAAGCACGGACAUAUGCACUUGGAUUUUUUGUAUUAUUAUUUUGCUUUAUAAUACAUUCAUUUUGUGAAAGGUUUUUGUUGGAAUAUGACAUGCUUAGUUGUGUUGGCGCUUUGAUAUAUUCAUCAUAUGUAUAUUAGUGGAGGUCAGACCUAUACACGAAUAAAUGACAGAAGAGGAAACCAGGAGGUCUGAUGCAUUGGAGCGAAAUAAUAUUUGAAAUUUGAGGUUUGACCCGCAUACGUUUUUAACACACACUUAGGGUCCCCUCCACCCAUCAAUAAGAGAACCUUGGAAAUAGGCAAAGGCAUUGGAAAUGAGCAGGAUUCCUCAAUUAUUCAGUCUUACGCCUAAAGAAGGAUCAGAAGGCAGCAGCAGCCAUGGAAAUAAAGGAAAACAGAAGGCGACAAUACAAGAGCUAAUGAGAGCGGAGAGCAACACGAACCUUCAAAUUUCAUACUCCAGGCACUCGGACCUCGAGAAAGAAAUUGAGCAACAAAGAAAAAUGCUGUCUGAUGCAGAAAAAAGGGAAAAAGCCCAAGCAGACGCACUGGCACUGGGAAAAAACAAAUUUCGUGUUAUUGACGGCCUUCAGGCAAUAAAGGGGGCUCGAAUAUUUCUUCAGUCACGUCCAGAUUGGAGUGGAACUAUAUUGGUUCAGUCUAGCACGGAGAGGGACUUCGACAAAGAGCUGAAGAAGCUGAAAGAUGAGUUUUCAGGGCGUGUUAUUAAUUUUAAGAAAAAGUAGUGUCUGCUCCUAGCUAGAGCUAGUUGUUGAUGGAAAAAGUUGCAGCAACACCGUGCGUGUCAGUGUCUUAUGUUUCAUGAUGAAUGAUGCAGAGUAUGUGUCGUCUGUGUGUUUUUCUCAUUGAAUAAAGUGUUGUUUUUCCAUCAGUCAAUAAAUUGCGGGCAUGGAUG